This is a messenger RNA of Musca domestica (house fly), 1169 nucleotides long. RefSeq names its product cytoplasmic dynein 2 light intermediate chain 1-like. The record is from RefSeq and is a predicted model, not a curated record. Gene Ontology annotation, cellular component: axoneme; cytoplasmic dynein complex; ciliary basal body. Gene Ontology annotation, molecular function: dynein heavy chain binding. The transcript is spliced from 2 exons. Lineage: Eukaryota; Metazoa; Arthropoda; Insecta; Diptera; Muscidae. Bases 85 to 1125 code for a protein of 346 amino acids. Gene Ontology annotation, biological process: intraciliary transport involved in cilium assembly; intraciliary retrograde transport.
AAAUGAAAACACACAGUUGUUUUCUGUCUGGCAUCCAACAAUCUCAAUUAAUUCCGAAAUUUAUAACAAAUCUCUGCAAGAAGAAUGUCCACGACGAACAAAGAUCCGUCAAAACCAGAAACCAUACAAGAUAUUGCUUUCAAAUUAGCCGAAGAACAGCUGCAACAACUACAAUUAGACAACGGACCCAGAGAGCGGACGGUGUUCAUACUCGGCUCUAAAAAUGUAGGCAAAACCACGGCCAUUAAUAGUUUCUUUGAUCGUGAGGAGACACCACGUCCCACAUUGGCAUUGGACUAUUCGUAUGCCCGAAAAACCGCAGCUGUACAGAAACAAAUUUGUCACAUUUGGGAAUUGGGCUCAUUGGACCGACAAUUGGCUGAGGUGCCACUGAGAAGUCAGGGCGUGGAGAAUUUAUCGUGCAUCAUUAUGGUGGAUUUGUCACAACCUCAACGUUUGUGGUGCGACUUAAAAGAAUCAUAUGAAAUUUUAAGGAAUUAUUGUGACAAAUUAAUGGUCAGCAAAGGCGAUGACGAUGUCUCUGAAAGAGAAGACAAGAUGAGACAACGUGUCAAGAAGGAUCAUGUCGAUUUGGCUACACUAAAUGUAAUGCCAUUUCCAGUAAUUAUUGUCGGUGGCAAAUAUGAUUUAUAUAUUGGGUUUGAACCGGAAAUAAAGAAACACAUCUGCCGCUGCUUACGUUCUAUGGCUCAUCUGAUGGGCGGAGGUUUGCUCUUCUAUUCAAAUAAACUACAAAAAUUAGCAAAAACUCUACGGGAUACAAUUAGCCAUUUGGCUUUUGGUUCACCCUCACAUCCAUUUCGCAGUCAUAAUACCGAUUACAAUGAUGCUCUGUCCAUUUGGUACGGUAAUGAUACAUGGGAUAAUAUAAGUUCAAUGGGUGUCCAAACUCUACAAAGUAUCGAAUCAAAUAUAAAUGAAGAAAUACCACAAGACUUCUCAAGUCUGCAACAAGAACAAAAACAUCAAGAUCCUGCCAAGGAUCCUGGUUUUCGUGAAAGUGUUAUUGAUGAAAUGCGUGCCCAAAAGGAUGAAGAGUUACGGCUGCUGGUAAAGAAUUCUACGCAAAAAAUGCUAAGGGGUAAAUUUGAAAGUGUUAAAUAAACAACAUGUGUUUAAAUUAAUUUAAUAUUAGACUAUAAUUAAUU